Messenger RNA from Cherax quadricarinatus, 629 nucleotides. NCBI's taxonomy places the organism in Eukaryota, Metazoa, Arthropoda, Malacostraca, Decapoda, Parastacidae. The record is from RefSeq and is a predicted model, not a curated record.
CACCCAGCAACAACAGUAGCUGAGUAAGGAAGAUGGCGUCUAGGGUGGUCAAGAGUGGUGCAAGGCAGGUCAAACCUCUGCUGUCUGUGGACCAGAGUGAGGCUAGAAAGAGGGUACUGAACCUCUACAAGGCUUGGUACCGCCAGGUACCAUAUAUUGUUAUGGACUAUGACAUCCCAAAGACUACAGAACAGUGUCGUCAGAAGCUAAGAGAGGAAUUUGAAAAGAAUCGUCAUGUCCAAGAUAUCCGUGUUAUUGAUAUGCUUGUCAUAAAGGGCCAAAUGGAACUGAAGGAAACAGUGGAGGUAUGGAAGCAGAAGCACGGUCUGAUGUCUUACUGGCGGGAUAGUGUUGAACCUCGGCCCAAAGACUUCCUCAGCAAGUUCCUAGAUGGUCAUGAGUGAUACCUUCAUUAAUUUGUUAACCUCGUGUCCUGUCCUCACUUGCUGGCUGUGUUUAUCCAGCUAAUAAGUAAUUGAAAUAUUGGCACAAUUUCAGUAAAUCUAGUUAAAUUCAAUAUGAAUAUAAUUUGUAAAUUAUUAAAUUAUGGGUAUUCUUUAUAAAUUAAUAAUAAAUUAAUGUAACUUGAUGUAUUUAUGUAAAUAUUUUUAUUAAAUAUUGAAAACUUU